UCUAAAAAAAAUAUAAUCUAAAUUUCCAAAACCUCAGACACUGUACUAUGGUUUAAUUACCCAAUCUUUCUGCUUCAUAGUUUCAACGUUGAUUGUGACAGUUGAACAUCCGAUGAUGUAGUAAAACCGCCAUUAUGGUAGUGGCAUCAAUCCCAAAUCAGCCCCAUCAGUUCUCGAUACCGAAAGACAACCAUGGAAAAAACCCGGAAAUCGAUUUCGGUGUCAAGGAACAAGAAUGCAUCUCCCUCGUUAAAACAUGCAGGAGCAUGGAUGAAUUCAAGAAAGUCCAUGGAAAAAUCCUCAAGUUGGGAUUGUUUUGGAGCUCGUUUUGCGCGAGCAAUCUCCUCGCGACGUGUGCGCUCUCGGAAUGGGGGAGCAUGGAUUACGCGUGCUCGAUUUUCCGGCAGAUGGAUGAUCCGGAUUCGUUCGAGUUCAAUACCAUGAUCAGAGGGUACGUAAAGGAUAUGAACUCGGAAGAGGCGUUUUUCACAUAUCUUGAAAUGCUCGAAUUUGGGGUGGAGCCGGAUAACUUCACGUAUCCUCCUCUUCUCAAGGCGUGCUCGAUUUUAUCGGCAUUUGCGGAGGGAGCACAAAUUCAUGGGCAGAUUUACAAGAUGGGAUUUGUUGAAGAUGUGAUGGUGCAGAACAGUUUGAUCAACGUGUACGGAAAAUGCGGCAGAGUGAAGCGUUCUUGUGCGGUUUUCAGACGGAUGGAUCAUAAGACAAUUGCUUCUUGGAGUGCACUUAUUGCAGCACAUGCGAAUUUAGGCAUGUGGAAAGAGUGUCUGAGGUUGUUCUCCGACAUGAAUUGGGAGGGAAAAUGGAGAGCUGAGGAGAGUACUUUGGUGAGUGUACUUUCUGCUUGCACUCGUUUAGGUGUUCUCGAUUCUGGGAGAUGCACGCAUGGCUAUCUAAUUCGGAACUUGACUGGAUUCAACGUUGCAGUUCAAACUUCGUUAAUGGAUAUGUAUGUAAGAAGUGGGAGCCUGGAUAAAGGGAUGUCUCUGUUUCUAGAGAUGGGGGAGAAGAAGAAUCGCAAGUCUUACAGUGUGGUGAUCUCGGGGCUGGCAACUCACGGGCACGGCGAGGAAGCUCUGAAGGUGUUCGACGAAAUGCUCGAACGAGGAUUGAAGCCGGAUGAUGUUGCGUAUGUGGGCGUCUUGAGUGCUUGUAGCCACGCAGGAUUAGUCGAAGAGGGUAAGAAAUAUUUCGACAGAAUGAGAAUCGAGCAUCGGGUAGAGCCGACUAUCCAGCACUGCGGCUGCAUGGUUGAUCUCAUGGGUAGGGCCGGGUUGAUCCGUGAAGCUCUCGAGUUCAUCAAGAACAUGAAAAUCGAGCCGAACGAGGUUAUAUGGCGGAGCCUUCUCAGUUCUUGCAGGGUUCAUCAGAAUGUGGAGUUGGGGGAAUUAGCAGCUGAAAACCUGUUCAAAAUGAACACACGAAACGCAGGCGACUAUUUAAAUCUCUGUAAUAUAUACGCACAAGCUCGAAGAUGGGAAGAAAUGUCGAUUACCCGAGUUAAAAUGGCUAGUAAUGGGCUAGGCCAAGAGCCAGGAUCGAGCUCCGUUGAAGUCAAGAGAAAGGUUCAUAAAUUUGUCUCGAGCGAUACUUCUCAUUCUCAGUGUGACGAAAUAUAUGAGAUGCUUCACCAGAUGGAGUGGCAGUUGAAAUUCGAGGGAUAUUCUGCAGAUACUUCACAGGUGUUGUUUGAUGUUAGUGAGGAAGAGAAGAGGCAGAGGCUGAGUUCUCAUAGUCAGAAGCUGGCUAUUGCGUUUUCGCUGAUCAAUACAUCUGAGGGGAGUCCUGUAAGAAUAGUGAGAAACGUUAGGAUGUGUAGCGACUGUCACACGUACACUAAACUCAUUUCAACAAUUUACGAACGGGAAAUUAUUGUUAGGGAUCGGAAUAUAUUCCACCAUUUUAGAGAUGGAAACUGCUCUUGUAAAGACUACUGGUGAAUAUAUAUAUACGUUUCUUUUUCUUUUUCAA
Messenger RNA from Erythranthe guttata (spotted monkey flower), 1989 nucleotides. RefSeq names its product Tetratricopeptide repeat (TPR)-like superfamily protein. Gene Ontology annotation, biological process: RNA modification. Gene Ontology annotation, molecular function: protein binding; zinc ion binding; RNA binding. The record is from RefSeq and is a predicted model, not a curated record. Lineage: Eukaryota; Viridiplantae; Streptophyta; Magnoliopsida; Lamiales; Phrymaceae.